AUGACUGCUAUCGAACUGAGCCGGCACGAUAUCAACGUGCUUGAGAAGAUCAAAGACCCAGAGUCAAACCCAACUGCGGGCAUCAUCAUCGAUGACACUCUACCAAGGGAUCCUCAUAUCAUUGAUUCCACAGUAUAUGACCGAGUGGUAGAGAAGGAACGCCAAAUCAUCCAAUCUCUGCAGAAGCUUGAAAUCCAGCUAAGCCAGUCGAUGGCUGAGAAUGGAACCGAAACCGCGAUCCAAGGCUAUAAGGAUUGUGCUUCUGAACUGGGCAAUUUAAUAUCUGAAUAUCCCGACUACGCUAGUGCCAGGAACAACCGAGCGCAGGUCGUCCGGCGGCUCUAUGGAGAUGCAAUGCUGAUGUCCGAGAUUACCGGUAUGCCGAUGCCGCUGGUUGAGCAACCGGAUAGAGGCGAGAAACGCACAGCUUCCGCAAGCGCGCUGGCAGACCUCGAACAAUCCAUUCUCCUCCUCUCACCACCAUCGUUGUCAACUCCACUAUCACCACAAGCGGCACGAACGUUAUCCAUGGCGCACACCCAGAGAGCAGCCAUCUACUUGAAGACUGCUAAAUUAUUGGCAUUCCGAUCUCUGGAUAUUGAUGAGAAUCGGCGAGAGGUCCACUGGAGGAAGAUAGAUUUUGAAGAGGCUGCAUCGCGAGACCUUGCGCUUGGCGGGAGAUACGGUAACCAGAUUGCGAAAGGAUUGGCCGUGAGUGUCAACCCCACGGCAAAGCUCUGUGGGCAGAUUGUGCGCGAAGCGAUGAAGAAGGAAUACGGUCCAUCAUUUGGCGAAUAA
Molecule: messenger RNA, 798 nt
Organism: Clonostachys rhizophaga
Lineage: Eukaryota; Fungi; Ascomycota; Sordariomycetes; Hypocreales; Bionectriaceae
Source: the annotation of a GenBank genome assembly